AUGAAGGCAACAGAUACUGCCCUGGCUCGCUUCUAUGGUCUGCCAAAGAUCCAUAAACCAAAUGUCCCAUUGCGGCCAAUUGUUGCCCUCAAAGGCAGCCCCACCUAUAAUUUGGCUAAAUGGAUGUACUCGAAGCUAAAAUCCUCCAAGACAACUCUGAUACCUCAGUCCGCUCAGCUUCCAAAUUCCUGGCUGACCUCCAUGGACGAAGGAUUCAAGCAGACGAAAUGA
This is a messenger RNA of Dibothriocephalus latus, 231 nucleotides long. NCBI's taxonomy places the organism in Eukaryota, Metazoa, Platyhelminthes, Cestoda, Diphyllobothriidea, Diphyllobothriidae. The record is from the annotation of a GenBank genome assembly.